AUGAGGCGCUGCCGGCGUCCCUGCCCCCCGGGACGUGGAGAAGGUGGAGGAGGAAGAAGCCCCGUUAUCGCCACCGUUGCAUGACCCGCCACCCCUGAGGCCCGGCCCCUCAGACCUUACCCGGUGUCCGGGGCCAAGCGCAAGUAUCAGGAGGACUCGGACCCGGAGCGCAGCGACUACGAGGAGCAACAGCUGCAGAAGGAGGAGGAGGCCCGCAAGGUGAAGAGCGGCAUCCGCCAGAUGCGCCUCUUCAGCCAGGACGAGUGCGCCAAGAUCGAGGCCCGCAUCGACGAGGUGGUGUCCCGCGCGGAAAAGGGCCUGUACAACGAGCACACGGUGGACAGGGCCCCGCUGCGCAACAAGUACUUCUUCGGCGAAGGCUACACUUACGGCGCCCAGCUGCAGAAGCGCGGGCCCGGCCAGGAGCGCCUCUACCCUCCGGGCGACGUGGACGAGAUCCCCGAGUGGGUGCACCAGCUGGUGAUCCAGAAGCUGGUGGAGCACCGCGUCAUUCCCGAGGGCUUCGUCAACAGCGCCGUCAUCAACGACUAUCAGCCCGGCGGCUGCAUCGUGUCUCACGUGGACCCCAUCCACAUCUUCGAGCGCCCCAUCGUGUCCGUGUCCUUCUUCAGCGACUCCGCGCUCUGCUUCGGCUGCAAGUUCCAGUUCAAGCCUAUCCGGGUGUCGGAACCUGUGCUUUCCCUGCCGGUGCGCAGGGGGAGCGUGACUGUGCUCAGUGGAUAUGCUGCUGAUGAAAUCACUCACUGCAUACGGCCUCAGGACAUCAAGGAGCGCCGAGCGGUCAUCAUCCUCAGGAA
This is a messenger RNA of Carlito syrichta (Philippine tarsier), 818 nucleotides long. Its product is annotated as RNA demethylase ALKBH5. The annotation marks the transcript as partial. The record is from RefSeq and is a predicted model, not a curated record. Gene Ontology annotation, cellular component: nucleus. Gene Ontology annotation, molecular function: oxidative RNA demethylase activity. Gene Ontology annotation, biological process: mRNA processing; mRNA export from nucleus. Lineage: Eukaryota; Metazoa; Chordata; Mammalia; Primates; Tarsiidae. The transcript is spliced from 3 exons.